Messenger RNA from Rhizophagus irregularis DAOM 181602=DAOM 197198, 988 nucleotides. RefSeq lists its product as uncharacterized. NCBI's taxonomy places the organism in Eukaryota, Fungi, Glomeromycota, Glomeromycetes, Glomerales, Glomeraceae. The record is from RefSeq and is a predicted model, not a curated record. Gene Ontology annotation, biological process: rRNA (guanine-N7)-methylation. Gene Ontology annotation, cellular component: nucleolus. Gene Ontology annotation, molecular function: rRNA (guanine) methyltransferase activity.
UCGGCCGGAACAUAAAGCUCCUCCAGAAAUUUUUUAUAAUGAAGAAGAAGCAAGAAAAUAUACAACAAAUUCGAGAAUACAAAGUGUUCAAGCCGAAAUGUCAUUACGUGCUCUUGAACUUUUGAAUUUACCAGAUGAAACAUGUUUUUUACUUGAUAUAGGCUGUGGAUCAGGACUAAGUGGAGAAAUUUUAGACGAUGAGGGUCAUAUAUGGAUUGGAUUGGAUAUUUCUCCUUCUAUGUUACAAGUUGCAUUGGAUAGAGAAGUUGAAGGUGAUUUAUUCUUACAGGAUAUUGGCCAAGGAAUGAAUUUUCGACCGGGCACAUUUGACGGUGCGAUAAGUAUAUCUGUUUUACAAUGGCUUUGUAACGCAGAUCAACAAUCACAUAAUCCAAAAUCUCGAUUAACCCGUUUUUUCUCAACGUUAUAUGCGUCAUUAAAACGCGGAGCUCGUGCAGUAUUUCAAUUAUAUCCUGAAAACGAUGAUCAAUGUGAAUUAAUAAUGAAUGUGGCAAUGCGAUGCGGGUUUGAAGGUGGUUUAGUGGUAGACUAUCCUAAUAGUAAGAAAGCAAAAAAAUAUUAUCUAUGUUUAUUUGCUGGACAAAUUCCUGGUGGACAAAAACAACAAAUACCACAAGCUUUAGGCGAAGAAAAGGAAGAACACGAUGUAAUAUAUUCAAAUCAAAGAAUUCGUGAACGACAAAAGGGAAAACAACGUAAAUCGGUCAAAAAUAGGGAUUGGGUUUUGCAUAAAAAAGAAGUUGCUCGUACGCGUGGGAAAAAAGAUGUACCGUUUGAUUCUAAAUACACAGGAAGAAAGAGAAGACCUAAAUUUUAGAAAUAAUUUUUUCUUCAAAUUUUGGAUAACAGUCCAUAUUUAACUAUUUUAUGAAAGAUAUAAAUUCGUCUGAUCUUUCACGACAGUCAUUUUGUUUUUGAAUCACAGGAUUUAAUAUCAUUCUUCAUUAUUUGAAUCCGAAUCUGAAGA